Molecule: messenger RNA, 2061 nt
Organism: Caenorhabditis elegans
Lineage: Eukaryota; Metazoa; Nematoda; Chromadorea; Rhabditida; Rhabditidae
Source: the annotation of a RefSeq genome assembly
AUGAAUUCCUUGCCAAUAAAACCAAAAAGACUAGACCUACAAGGCAUUCGUGGUCUUGCUAUAAUUGCAGUUCUCGGUUUCCAUUUUUACCCUGACUUAUUUCCAAAUGGAUAUCUUGGUGUUGAUCAAUUUUUUGUACUAUCUGGAUUUCUGAUGUGUAUGCUUUUAAAGAGAGCUGAGAAGGAGCCACCAAUGACUUUAAUCACUCUAUUCUAUACCAAAAGAUUUAAAAGAAUUCUACCACUUUACCUACUUGUCAUUUGUUGCUCCAUGAUUUGUCUCUAUUCAUUUUUCCCCGAAAUCCUAGUCGAAACAAAUCAAGAAUCUGCAUUGAGGGCUUUAUUUUUUGUGUCAAAUACUCCAAAAACUGAAGUUCAGGAUUAUUUUAUGAUGCUGACCAAAGCCCUAGACAUAUUCACUCAUACCUGGUCUCUGUCUGUGGAAAUUCAAUUUUAUAUCCUAAUUCCUUUCAUUUUCCUGCUAGCAGCCAAACUUCCAUCGAAAUUUGAAAUUAAGUACUACGCAUUUAUAGGAAUUGUCUCAUUUUCAUUUUUCUUCUCAUCGCCUCAAUCGGCAGCUUUCAACAGUGUUUUUGCAAGGAAAUGGCAGUUUUUAAUAGGAAUUAUCGUGCAUCUCCUUGAAUAUUCAAAGCAACAGAGUACAUUAAUAUAUGAGGAGCUUCUUUCAAACGAGUCUGAGGAAAUCAAGAGCUUGCUCACUGAAGAUGACUGCAUAGAUAUGGAAACCAAUGCAAUUUCAAGCUUUUGGGAUUUAACAGCUGUAAUUGCAUAUUUACUUAUAAUAGUUCUUUUGCUCAUAAUUUCAUUUCCUAUUCCAUUGGAUGCUUUAAUUAUAAGACCACUAAUCACAAUAGGUACGGGAUGUUUAAUGCUUAUAUCUGAAGAUAAUGCAGUUCUGUCGAAUAGAGUGUUAACCUACAUUGGAGAUAUCUCAUAUUCACUUUAUCUAAUUCAUUGGCCUAUUUAUGCCUACUGGAAGCUUACUUAUAAAGACAAUAUGUCAUUGCUAAUAGUCGCAUUAAUCAGCUCGAUUCUUCUCGCUGUUCUUGUUUUUGAAACUUUUGAAAAGUGGUACCUCACGUUGACUUCUACAAACCUUUCCCUGCUUGUUAUUAUACUAUUCUUCCUAAACAUUCUUCUUAUCAAAUAUGAUAAGCUUUUCAAUCCAAAGUCAUUGGAUAAAGUCACCGACGAUAGCAAUAUUGACGACGCAAUUCGACUGAAUAAUGACUGGAACAUUCAUGAUAUUGAACACUUAAAUGUACCGUACUGCAAGUAUGAAACUCCAGGCCCACUUGCAUGGUGCAGUCAUCAGGGUCUAAAUGCAACCUCAAAGUACAAGUUAAUGAUCAUUGGAAAUAGUUGGUCAGCAAAUCAUGGCACCAUGUUUCAUCAAGAAUGUGGUUAUAAAGCAAACACUAUCAUACAGGGAUCAUACCCAAAACUUGUUUCAGCUUGUGAAAUGAUUUAUCCUACUGAACACCGGGGAGGAUGCAUAAGAGACUACCAUAAUUACUGAAUUCGUGUCGAAAAAGAAAAACCUGAUUACUUAUUUAUAAUCUCAAGGUAUAUAUCUAUCGGUGAUCCGAUACCAACAAAUGUGACAAAAUUGAGUGAUGAUCCGAUCUAUCAAUCUAUGAAAUCUCAGCUUCUUGCAUUUCUAUCAAGUACCAAGUACAUGGUUUACAUUCUGAAUGCCUUGCCAGCACACGAUUUAAAUCAGACAGAGAAUAUUGGAAAAUGGCUAAAAGAAGGGGUAAAUCCUGUUGAAGUUGAGAGGCGCUUGGGUGAUGAGGUAGGCAAGCCGUACAAACAGGCGACCUACGAAAUGGCCCGGAAAAGAUAUGCGGAACUAGUGACAGAAUGUAAUGGGCGGUGUGCUCUGGUGGACUACAAGCUUGAAUUCUAUAACAAUGCCACUGACACCUACAAAUUAUUUGAUGACAGAGGAUUCGAAUACUUCACCUCUGGAUUACACUUGUCACCACAUGGACUGGAAAAAGUUCGACACAUUUGGACGGACCUUUGUUCGAAAUUUUAA